AUGGCAGCCACUACCACCCUCCCAUCCGGCAUCCCACCCACCCAUCCAGCUGUAGUCGUCACGGCCCCCCGUGCCCCGCUCUCCAUCAUCCAGCGCCCAACCGACCCCCCGGGGCCCGGCGAAGCCCUCGUCCACGUAGAAUGGACCUCAUCAACGCCUCUCGACCUGCACCAAGCUGACGGUGGCCUUCUCAUUGAUCUCCCGUAUGUCGCCGGCUCCAGCUUCGGGGGUACCGUCCUCGCCCUCGGCCCCGCCGAUGCCAACACCCCUGCCGCUCACCACAAGCUGCGUGUCGGCGACCAGGUGUUCGGCAUGGCCUGGCGGGAGCCGCGCGAGCGCGGAUUCCAGACAUUCAUCACGACAGCGACUUACCUGAUGAGUAAACUACCCGAGAACAUUACGAUGCAAGAGGCUGUGACGGUGCCGACGAAUUUGGUAACGGUUUUGCAUACGUUGACUGAGGAUUUGGGGUUGGAGAUGCGGUGGCCUCUUUCUGAUAACUCAAACGCAAAGGAGGAGAAUAAAGGGGAUAAAGAUCAAAAGAAGCAGUGGAUUCUGGUCUGGGGCGCGGGGAGUAGUGUCGGCCAAUACGCCUUGCAGGUGUUGAAGAAUUGGGGCUACCGCAAUGUGAUUGCUGUUGCGAGCAAGAAACACCACCAGGAGCUGCUGACCUUGGGCGCUGCAGUGUGUUUUGACUAUGGAGAAAAGGACGUGACGGAUUUGAUCCGGAAGCAUGUGGAGACUGCGUCGUCGUCAUCAGAUGAUGCGACAAUCCCCUUGGUGCUCGAUUGUAUCGGGUCAUUGGAAGGUUCGCUGAGGCCGUUGACUAGGCUGGCCGAGAAGGGAACGAAAGUGGCGAUUAUGUUGCCUGUCAUCGUCAAGCAUGCUACUGAGGAUGAGUCGCCAGAGUAUGCGAUGGAUGUCACCAAGCUUUUGAAGGGAGAAUGGAAGGAGGGUGUUGUUCUGAAGGGGGUGAGAACGUUUUUAUACACCCAAAACGAGUUCAUGAAGAAUCAUGCCCAGCCGGACAUCGUCCCGGCUUUGUUGGAGCAGGGUGUGGUCAAGCCGAACAAGCAGAGGAUCGUUGAAGGUGCCACAUUGCUUGAGCGUGCUACGAAUGCCCUCAGAAUCCUUAGGGAUAGAGCACAAUCGGGCGAAAAGCUGGUGUGGAGAGUUGACGAGAAGUCGGCUCAGGAUCUGUUCCCGGACCUCUUAGUAUCGAAGGCUGAUCCCACGAAAGCCGAGACAAUCAUUUGAGCCACUGACUUUGCCUUACUUUCUGGCCUAGGACGACUCGACGACUACCGAGCUUUGUAUCAGCACUACUCCUUGCUAAGACUUAUUGGAGAUAACCUUUU
This is a messenger RNA of Neurospora tetrasperma FGSC 2508, 1358 nucleotides long. RefSeq lists its product as uncharacterized. NCBI's taxonomy places the organism in Eukaryota, Fungi, Ascomycota, Sordariomycetes, Sordariales, Sordariaceae. The record is from RefSeq and is a predicted model, not a curated record. Gene Ontology annotation, molecular function: oxidoreductase activity, acting on NAD(P)H. The transcript is spliced from 2 exons. The coding region runs from base 1 to 1257 and encodes 418 amino acids.